Hypanus sabinus (Atlantic stingray) is the source of this 5510-nucleotide messenger RNA. RefSeq names its product neuronal PAS domain-containing protein 2-like. Lineage: Eukaryota; Metazoa; Chordata; Chondrichthyes; Myliobatiformes; Dasyatidae. Gene Ontology annotation, cellular component: cytoplasm; nucleus; CLOCK-BMAL transcription complex. Bases 1931 to 4417 code for a protein of 828 amino acids. The record is from RefSeq and is a predicted model, not a curated record. Gene Ontology annotation, molecular function: protein dimerization activity; RNA polymerase II cis-regulatory region sequence-specific DNA binding; DNA-binding transcription factor activity, RNA polymerase II-specific. Gene Ontology annotation, biological process: circadian regulation of gene expression; regulation of transcription by RNA polymerase II. The transcript is spliced from 21 exons.
CUCCGUUCAAAGGGUUAGGGUGCAUUAAAAAUGAGUGACAGAUUUUAGCAUCCUGUUCAACCCCUCCUCUCCGGGUGGUUGUUAACCAAAAUAAUUAGAAAUAUUUUUCAAUGUUUAGAUAUUGUAUCUUUAUUUUAGCAACACUCCCCUACAAAGGUAUCAACCCUCUUCAGAUAAAAGUUUGUAAUAGAGGUGGUCAGUUUUCAUUUAAAUACAGGGCAUCUUUCUAAUGUAGGACUGGUAGCUACCCUGGCAUUGAUCUUCCAGAGCUGCAGUUGGCUGUUCUUGGCAGGAAGUUGCCAGAGAGGUCUCUCUGAGGACAUGAAUGCAGUUUCUGAAUGCCUUUAUUUUUGAGGAGAUCUGCAAUGCAGACAAAUGGCUGCAUGCAGUCUGCCCGGUCCUCUGAGGUGAAGGAGAUAAACUCUGGUCUUGUGGAGUAAAACUGCCAACGAGCUUCCUCAUGCAGCAGAGGUCUCCAAACUGGGAUACCAGCGGAUGCUUCUGAGGAGGGGAGGUUGAGAGUGAGAUUGACAUGAUCCCUGAGAGCGAAUGGAAAUCAGUAUUUGCACACCUAUGUAAUCCAUGAAGAGGAGAAUUGUGUCCAGACAAAUGGGCUUGGAGAGCAGAUGAGGUUGCAGCAAAAUGUUUUCAGGUGCAAGUUUCAGCGUGAGCAAGCUGCGAUUGUGUGCACAAUGAUGUCUGGCCCUUUAAAUAACGAUUUCCGAACCUUCAGUAAAAUUAAAAGUUGCUUCAACUGUUGAACGGCAUCUGUAAUUACUCAGAUUAGUGUGCUUGAAGGUGCCGCCGGAAAUAAAUUGAGCACGGCACUGCCGCUGGUAUAAUCUGGGGAACGUGAAAACCAUUUAAACAGGCCAUGAUGCACAGAGCAUUUCCCAUCAAAUUGUGCUAUGACUGUCAAUCACUUGUGUUAAGACGGCGAAAAAAAACUAUUCAAAAUUGUUUAAUGCCACGUUAACGCGAUUUUCAACUGCACAAUAACGCCUUUUUUGGCGCCGUCCAGGCUGUUGACUUUUAUAAGCCUCUGUGUAAAUGCACCCAACUGCUCCACGUUCACUCCGAACAGUUCUCGCUGCAGGGACAGCGAGCGACCAGGCGCGGACACUCCACGAUCCCAGGUAUUUCAGGCCGCAUUUCAAAACGUCGUAACAUCUUACAUAACGAGUGUCUAAUUUCAGCGCAAUGACGAAAGAAUACUGAACAUCGAAGUUAUUGACCUACUUUCCAAAGAAGAAAAAAAAAACCCCGCACUUAAUCGUGUAGCCAGCGUCAAUGUGCUGUCAGCUCGGAGUGAACCAAGAGCAGGGUGCAGCCCUUGCCUGCCAACACUCCGAUCGACGCGCCGCCCGGGUUUCUCAAUGAGCUCCCGCAGCCAUCGCCUGCCAGUGAACUAGCUGCUCUCCGCCGUGAGUCGCAUAAUGUUGGUGCGAGGGCCGGUCCGCUCGACCUUCCGAGCGCGGCACUUAUCCCGCAAUCGCCGCCGCAGCAACCUCACCCCCCUGCCGCAGAUUUCUCUUGGCUCCGCUCCUUGGACCCGCGCCUGUCUCCUCCCACAGGAGCCAGAAAAAAGGUCACAGAUGUUUGGAAAAAUAUUUAGGUCAGUGGAUCAUUUCCUCCUCUUCCAGUUAUAGAGGUUUCCUUUCACCGACAGGACACAAGUAAAUUACAAUCCGAUUGAUGCGGAAUACUAAAGGGGGAAGUCUCCUGACCUAUUUACUGUUUAUUUGUCCUUUUUGUUAAGAGUCAGUUUUCCUCGAUCACUUGACAAGAAGAGUGACAGAACUGCAUUGAUUAUAUAAUCAGUUUUCUUUUAAAAGCGCUACUGCAGUUUAGUAGUGUCUGUAUUGAUUGGGAAGUCUGCAGAUCUCACAGUUUUCGUUGCCCAGGUUUAGUUCUGAGAUGCGUUUACAGCAUGAGAUUCAACGAGAAGAAACCGGGUAGGAGAGCGGGUUUGUUGCUGAGCCAGGGCAGCCCGAAGGUGCCCGGUGACCGAGUCCCGAUCGCUUCACCGGACAGCAGCAGCGAGCGGACCCGGUGGAGACACACGGCGGGUGUCAGCAACGGCAGGAGGGACCAUUUUGUAGAAGAGCUAAUGGAUGAAGAUGACAAAGACAAGGCAAAGAGGGCUUCACGUAACAAAUCUGAGAAAAAGAGACGUGAUCAGUUCAAUGUCCUUAUUAAAGAACUCAGUGUCAUGCUUCCAGGCAGUAUCCGUAAGCUGGAUAAGUCUACAGUGCUCCAGAAAACAAUAAACUUUUUACAAAAACACAAUGAGACUUCAGCACAGAGAGAAACCAGUAUCAUCCAGCAUAACUGGAAGCCUUCAUUUCUGAGCAAUGAGGAAUUCACACAACUGAUGUUAGAGGCAUUGGAUGGGUUCUUCAUAGCUCUAACAACAGAUGGAAAUAUAAUUUAUGUUUCUGAUAGUAUCACACCUCUACUUGGGCAUUUACCUUCUGAUAUUAUCGAUCAGAAUUUACUAAACUUCCUCCCAGAGCAGGAGCACAGAGAAAUAUAUAAAUUGCUAUCCUCUCAUACUUUGACAACAGAUACUACUUUGCCAGACUACUUAAACUCUGAGAACGACUUUGAAUUUUCUUGCCAUCUGCUACGGGGAACAUUAGACCCAAAGGAAGCUCCUACAUAUGAAUACCUAAGAUUUGUGGGAAACUUUCAGUCUUAUGACAAUGUGCCUAGCUCCUCGUGUAAUGGUUUUGAUGGUGCUGUCCAAAGGACAUUUCAAACAACGGCAGCUAAACAAAUGUGUUUUGUAGCAACUGUCCGUUUAGCAACACCUCAGUUCAUAAAGGAGAUGUGCAUCAUUGAAGAAACUUCAGAAGAAUUUUCUUCUCGGCAUAGUUUAGAGUGGAAAUUUUUAUUUCUGGACCACAGAGCUGCUCCAAUCAUAGGUUAUUUGCCAUUUGAAGUCCUGGGUACUUCAGGUUAUGAUUAUUACCAUGCAGAUGAUCUGGAGCAGUUGGCAAGAUGCCAUGAACAAUUGAUGCAAUUUGGCAAAGGAAAGUCUUGCUGCUAUCGAUUCUUAACAAAAGGGCAACAGUGGAUCUGGCUCCAAACUCAUUACUACAUUACCUAUCACCAGUGGAACUCCAAACCAGAGUUCAUUGUGUGCAAACACACAUUAGUGAGCUAUGCUGAGGUUCGAGCACAGCGCCGACAAGAUAUCAGUAUAGACGAUACCACUGCAGAGGCUGAUGCUUCUUCGUCACUUAAGGGACCUGACUCAAGACUUGACACACAGCAACAUCUUAAAGCAUUUGAAGUGCUCACUGGCAGCCCAUCACCUUCUUCUUCAUCUCAGACCUCACGCAAAUCAUCUCAUACCUCGAUGUCGGAAUCUGCAUCAACCCAGAGCAAGGUGCUGUCAGAGCCUACUGCAAUGGCCUUGCAGACAACACCAUCGGUGCAACAUGAUACAGGAGUACUGCUACAUCCAGCUGUUACAGAGCAGUCAUUGUUGUCCCAAGCUAAAGUAGAAUUGCAGCCUUCGUCAAUGACACAGUUCUUAGCACAGUUUGAUGUGAUUCAGUCUCUCAAAGACCAAUUAGAGCAACGGACGCGAAUUCUCCAAGCAAACAUAACGUGGCAGCAAGAAGAACUCCAAAAAAUCCAAGAACAAUUGUGCAUGGUGGAUAGCUCAAGCUUACAGUUAUUACUGCAACAACCAGCCUCGAUCAGUUCAUUGCGGCACCAAGAGUCGAAACAGCAAAAGCAGCAACAAAUGGAUGUGAUGAUGCAAGAGCAGGGUCCUCACAGCAAACAGAUACAGGAUAUUAAAAGAACGCAUGGUGGACAGAUUGUGCAGCCUUCCCUAUCCAACCAGUUGUCUGGGAGCCUGGCGUUACACCUCAGCAGCCCCAUGAUGAUAUCUCAGGCUCCCACAAUGACAGUCCAGAGAGAAGGCACUAUUGGUCAUUCAAAUCCCAACUUUACUCGAGAUGGGCACUUAAGAAUGCUACUUAGUCAACCUAUUCAACCAAUGAUGCCUAUUACACGCCAUACAAGACAACCCAUAGAGUUCGUUACAACUGAACAGCAAGCUAAAUACUCACAAGGACAAGAACUCUCUCAAAAUUUGGUAGAACAGCCAGUGAGAAAUAAUGUGCCGAUGGUUUCUAAUACAGUGCUUAUGGGUCAAAUAAUAACAGCUCCAGGAUUUUCUAUAUCACAUCCAUCUCUCUCUCAGCAAACUAUGCAACUUCAACAGCAGCAACAACAACAACACUACUUACAGACACAAACAUCUGGUUCGCUGCAAAGUGAUCACUCAGAACUACUCCUACUCCCUUCUUAUUGUCAGCAACAGGAUAUUAUGGGAUACCAUUCACAACCUCAGCAAAGACCACAUGUUCAGCGACUUUCUGAAUCAUCGAAUGUGUAACAUACUUACCAAAAAAAUUAUACUUCAAAACCCCGAAUAAAAGCAAUGCCCAUUCUUUUGGUUUAACAAACCUACAGCUAAUUUGCUGUUUGUCUUUAUGGUUAAGUACACUAAGUGUUUAAAUUUAAAUUUCAGAACACAUCAUGAGAUUCAAUAAAAUUUCUAUUUCUAGAAAAUGGAAAUAGAAUGACAUAUCUGAAAGAUUCAUUCAGUUUGGAAUUAUGGGCCACAAUGGUUGUUUUCACUCUCAGUUUUAGGGUUCAUUCGUUGAGUUCACUUCUCAGCUCAUUAGCAUGAUUGAAUCAAUAGUUCAGUGGUUACAUUUUUCUCCAUAAUGGCGUUACUUUUAUAACUGCAGUUGGAAAUGACUUUGCUUCUCGGCAACACAUUUCAGAAAUCCUUGGGCUCUUCACUUGAUUUUUCAACCGUGGACCAUGUGUGCCAGGACUUCCACUGUACAAUCUUAGAUGAAUUUCACAAUCAAAACUAUAACAGUUUUCCACAAAUAUACACAGAUAGAGGUACUUAGCCAGAGAUUUCUAUACGCCCUUUCUAAAUUUUGUUGAUGUAUUGCAACUUGAGAAUCAAGUGAUAGGAGAAAGAUACACCCUUUGCACAAACUUGGCUUUUAUGUUUGUCAUGUAACCCUGUUUGUGUUAUGAAUUGAACAUAUCUUUUAAUAUUUCCUGUGGUAAAGUGUAAUAUUAGCUGAUUUAAGGACACUUACUUUGGCCAAAUCUUUCCAGCCCUGUGGGAUGUGUUCAUUUUAAUUUUAAUGUAACAAUUAUGAAUUGAAAAAGAAUUCUACAACACAGAACAUUUAAAAUGGUUUACUUUGUGCUGUAUAACUUUCAGAAACAUGCACUUUUUCUGAUUUGUAUGUUUUGUUAAAGCUGUAUUUGUUACAUAAAAUUCUCUAAGUAAAAUGUGGAAAAGAAUUGUCUACAUACAGAUAAUGUAAUAUAUGAGUUAUUUCUGUAUAAAUCAUUCUUUGGAACAAAAGUGGAUUUUAGUCUAAUUUUGUAUAAAAUGCAUAAAAUCAUUUCAUUUUUGUUGGUGAUCAUUUUGUAAUAAAUAGUAAUCAUUGAUAAGA